This is a messenger RNA of Neoarthrinium moseri, 1635 nucleotides long. RefSeq lists its product as uncharacterized. The record is from RefSeq and is a predicted model, not a curated record. The coding region runs from base 1 to 1635 and encodes 544 amino acids. The transcript has a single exon. NCBI's taxonomy places the organism in Eukaryota, Fungi, Ascomycota, Sordariomycetes, Amphisphaeriales, Apiosporaceae.
AUGUCCGAGAACGGUGUUUCAGUCAUCUACGUUGUUCGUCUCAAGCGCGAGAUGAGCGGACUCGUAAGCGAGAUUGAGAGCGCCAUCACACGGGACGCCGUUGGAGCUGCACGUUAUGACAAUAUGACCCAACCCGAAUCUGUCUGGCUUGACCCCGUGCCUCCCGUGCAGCGCAUCCCGCGCGCCGACCUGGUCUCCCAGACUAACAAAUAUUACACUGGUAUGGAGCGCAAUGAUCCCAAGGGCGACUACUCAUUCUUCGACGAGGACUGUAAUCGUCUUGAGGAUGGCCUGCAGACCACGAAUAUGAAGAGCGGCGAUCCUUAUGGCCAUUCGAACGACACCGUCUUUGCAUCUCUAGGAUGUCAAGCCCAGUUUCAGACGGGUUUCCUCGGUUUUGUAACCCAAAUUCGCAACCGCAGGUUCUCAGUCGUGGACGAGGAGCGUCAGACCGUCGUGGCUUUCACGACAUUGGAUCAUAACGGGACUGUUUGCUCGCUGCCAGAGGUGAAUGGCACAUCUUCGCCGAUUCCGCCUUACUUUGAUGUACCCAGAUCCCUGGCAGCCGUGGAGGCAUUCCGCUUCAAGGCCGACAAACUAUACCGGAUAGAAAUGACUCUCGUCGAGGUUCCAUAUGGCAUGGCAUCUGUGUUUCCCGAGGGAAAGGUCGCAGAUACGAGUGGGAAAGGUACAAAUAGCAGCGUUACGAAUCCGUGCAACGCCUCGUGCCUGAACAGCGUCACGGACCGGGUACUUUAUGCCUUGGCGUCGAACGACACUGUAAGUCUCCCGCUGGAAAACGGUGUGCGGUACGCGGAAAACGGCCAGUUCCUCGCCUUAGGUGAUGGCUUGUGGGAGACCCUCGGCCAUUUCGCCAAGCCUGGUGUGGACGACUAUGCGGUAUAUCUUGCUGACCCUGAAAGUCAAACGGCGGCUUACUGGGGGGUGACCAGAGAGCAUAACACGACUGGUGUUCUCGCCCUCCGAAUCAAAUUCGAUCACGGGAAAAUAACUGAAAUCGAGGCCAUCGACGUGCGCACUGAGUCCACUGGCUCCAGGGGAGGAACUAUGACUCUGAUGCGUCCACCUCUGCCAGUUGAAUGGCUGGAAGGCGAGACGACCGGGCCACUUGACGCUGCGUUCUCAUCCGAGAGCAACAACACCAGCGUGGACGCUCGUAUUCUCAUGUCCGCUUACUUUGAUGGUCUGGAGAGGCAUUCCAGUGCUGGCGUACCAUUUUCGGCCCACUGCUUGCGACGCGACAAUUUUGCCAUCCAACAAAACGUUAGCUGCGCAGCCCAGAUGAAGGAUUAUGGGGCCGCUCCGAACGGUCUCUUCAAUGGAACAUCAGCCGUGCGCGAUCGUCGGGUCUUGACUGUGGACGCGCAGAAAGGGGUUCUGGCUGUCGCCAUGGUCGACAAUUUAGCAACAGAGUCAGGGCAGGCAUCAGCUGUUCAGGAGCGAGUUCCAGGUACCUACAUGACACCACAGUUGAUCAAAAUCGAGAAUGGGGCCAUCUCUCGGAUCGAAGGGAUGGUAAAGUGGAUGCCACUGGGAUAUAGCUCUGUGUGGGCGGCGGAUCGCGGGCGAAGUGAAACAGAAAGCCCGGCGACCAAGACACUAGAAAGGAUCUAG